CGGGCCGCGACCCUGCACUCGCCUGGAGCGCGCGGCGCAGCGCAGCGGAGCUCACGGGGGUGCACGGCGGCGCGCUCGCACCGCACAGCUCUCGGAGGCGGCCGGGGUGCAGGGCUGAGCGGGGGUCCUGGAAAGGCGGCUGCGGCCCCGGAGCACGGCCUCAGUCACUGCCGUUGCCCCGGCCGGGACAUCUCGCUCUGCCAUGGCCCUGGCGGACAGCACGCGCGGAUUACCCAACGGGGGCGGCGGCGGGGGUGGUAGCGGCUCCUCGUCCUCCUCCGCGGAGCCGCCGCUUUUCCCCGACAUCGUGGAGCUGAAUGUGGGGGGCCAGGUGUAUGUGACCCGGCGCUGCACGGUGGUGUCGGUGCCCGACUCCUUGCUCUGGCGCAUGUUCACGCAACAGCAGCCGCAGGAGCUGGCCCGGGACAGUAAAGGCCGCUUCUUUCUGGACCGGGACGGCUUCCUCUUCCGAUACAUCCUGGAUUACCUGCGAGACUUGCAGCUCGUGCUGCCCGACUACUUCCCCGAGCGCAGCCGGCUGCAGCGCGAGGCCGAGUACUUCGAGCUGCCCGAGCUCGUGCGCCGACUCGGAGCGCCCCAGCAGCCCGGCCUCGGGCCGCCGCACUCUCGGCGCGGGGUGCACAAGGAGGGGUCGCUGGGUGACGAGCUGCUGCCGCUGGGCUACGCAGAGCCCGAGCAGCAGGAGGGCGCCUCGGCCGGGGCGCCGUCGCCCACGCUGGAGCUGGCGAGCCGCAGCCCGUCCGGGGGCGCGGCGGGCCCGCUGCUCACGCCGUCCCAGUCUCUGGACGGCAGUCGGCGUUCUGGCUACAUCACCAUCGGCUACCGCGGCUCCUACACCAUCGGGCGGGACGCGCAGGCGGACGCCAAGUUCCGGCGGGUGGCGCGCAUCACCGUGUGCGGCAAGACGUCGCUGGCCAAGGAAGUGUUCGGGGACACCCUGAAUGAGAGCCGGGACCCCGACAGGCCCCCGGAGCGCUACACCUCGCGCUAUUACCUCAAGUUUAACUUCCUGGAGCAGGCCUUUGACAAGCUGUCCGAGUCAGGCUUCCACAUGGUGGCGUGCAGCUCCACCGGCACCUGCGCCUUUGCCAGCAGUACCGACCAGAGCGAGGACAAGAUCUGGACCAGCUACACCGAGUACGUCUUCUGCAGGGAGUGAGCUCCCUAGACCCCUCGCGACUCCAGCGCCCACUUCCCCUCUUCCUUGCUGCGGGGAUAAUUAUAGGUUACCCCCACCUGCCCACUGUUCCCCGAUUUCUCCCACCUUCUCCAGUAGCUCGGCCAGACUUGUCAGCCCUCACUGCAGAAUCUGCAGCCACAGAUCCUCUGGGCUUCGUUUUCUGUGGACCUUGCUAACCUAGAGCUCUCAGACCUAGUUCCCAUCCCACCCUUCCUUAACUCCCGGCCUCAAAGCACCCUCCCCCACCAUUGUACUUCAGCUUGGACCUAGUGGGGCAGCGUGGCCACAAAGUCACCAAGUACCUGGGAAAAAUGAAUUGGGGGGUGUCCAGUGUGUAGAAGAUUUCUUGAAAUCUCAAGCCUUUUUGACUCAUAUGCGUUUUAAGAGCUAGAACUGAUAACACUGUCUGGGAGAGUGGUUUUUUUUUAUUUUUUUAUUUUUUUUAAAGAUCAUUACAGUCUCUUUAAAGUAGUUUUAGAAGACUGAAUGGAAGACUUCAAUACUGGAAUUAAGACCCCACGGAGCCAAUUCAGUGACUGUAAAUGAGUAAAGUUUUGAUGAGUUGGAGGUAGAAGACUAGUGCGGGUACAGUGAAAGAUUGGAUGUUUGGCACACACAAUAGGUCUUCGCCUGUGGUUUAAACUUGUAGAAAGAGAACCUCCUGCCUGCGGGGGCGCCCUUUCUCCUUGGGCCCGUUCCGUGGUUUGAUAUGGCAGCCCUCAUAGGCUAGAAGUAAAGGCGCUGGCUGCCUCCUAAGAGGGCGAGCCGCUGGGGACUCCAAGCGCUGCGGGGUGUUAGGUGGCAGUGACUAAAUGCGGCCGGGUAGUAGUGUACGUUGUUGUGGACAGUAGGACCAUACAACCAUUAGCUCUAGGAAUGGGGGGUGGGUUGGGAGGGAGGAAAGAGGGGAGGAAGGGUGGGAAGGGAGGAGCAGACAUACUCAUUUAUUAUCUGAAAAUUGGAAGUCUGUACCAAAGUUUGAGGACAUGCACAUUUAAAAAUUACAAAACAAACGCAAACUUGCAAAGCAUUUUAUUGAGAUUAAUAACAGACCUAACUGGUAGUUCAUUAAACUGCUUUGAGUCCUAAACUUAGAAGUUGUUAGUACUCGUAUAUCCUAACCAAAGAGUAACCCAGUACGGUUUUAGUUUUUGAACUUCUGUUUUAUGAUUAUAAAUCCUGAUUUAAAAAUCUAUUUACUUGGGCAAAAUCUUUGGUUUUGGUUACUUAGACUUAAGGUUUCUUGUUAAAAAUCUUAACUUUCUCUAAGCCCAGCUAAUGUUGACUUCUGGGCAAACCUGAAAACCUGGAACAUGUCCCUUCUUUCAUGUAAUUUGUUUGAAAGUAAAGUGGAAUCUUUUCAAGUGACAGAGCUGCAGAAAAAUAUAAGCACUGAGGGCUGCCCAUCUGUAGAUGGCUGUAAAAAAAGAAUAUUUUAAACGAGGGCAAAUAAGUACUUAAAAGUGAGCUGAGCAAUAAAAUGGCGUUUUAGAUAAAUGCAACAGGAACAGGAGACCUGGUUGCCUUAUGCCUUUACUCUCACGUGGAAUAAAUUCCUAGUGUAUAUCCUGUGUAUACCUUAAGAGAAGGGAUUCAAAUCCUCCUCAUACUGUGAGGCAUCCUUUGGAUAUUCUGUGAUGAUGGAGAAGCCUUUUUGUUUGUUUCAGCAUCUUUCUCUGAAAUAUGUUUUUAAAGAUUUUAUAAGACUCGUUUUCAGUGUUUAGUGCUAUUUUUUCUUUAAAAAAAUGAAUCUUGUACUGUAUCUUACUAUGUUCAUGACAUGUUACAAAUUGGAACAGUUUUAUUCUUAGACACGUGAUUCAAUCUGUAUAUACCAUAUAUAAACAUUUUACAAGAAUUAUUUAGUUUUUUAAUUCAUUUACUAAUGCUAUAAAAUUUCCUAUAUUUACCCCCUGUAACUUGCAUCAGAUGGUGUAUAUAACUAAAACAACAUGUUCUGUCGAGUUUCUUAUGUUUUUGUGUAUGGGAGAUUGGGCCAGGAAAAAUUAUGUAAUUGUAAACUGAGUUUGUGCCAUACUUUUUUUUUUUUUUGGCUAGGAUCUUAGUUGUAUAUUAAUCAUAUGUUCAUUAAGUUUCUACUUAAAACCAAGGUACCUGUAAUUUUAAUUCACUAAUUCAUUUUCAUUGGGAAAUAGAGGUAAGUUCUAGUUACAUAUUUUAGAAAAGUUAGCAUUAUAUACAAAGACUAAUUUUAGGGGAAAUGGAAGCAGAAACCUAGGAAGUUGUUUGCUUAUAUGUUGAGUUAUUCUCUGACUAAUACAUCAGAACUUUGUUUCAGGUCUGAAAUGGUUUAGAUCUGUCACUCACUGACCCAUCAUGUGUCACAGAGAUUUCUCUACCCCAUGGCAUCCUUGUUGGAUUGCUCAACAAAAAAGCACAUGGUUGAGAACAUCUUUAAUACUGACAGAUGGCAUGACUCCGCAAAUCUGAUUCUGGUCAAGUCUGCCCAGCUCCAAGAGGCAUAAAAAAGAUGCUAAAGUUUUGUCUCUGCCAAUUGACUCUUACAAGUUUCACCUUGUAAAACUUUGAGUUGAACUGUCUCACUGUCUUACACAUGGGCAUCUUAGCUGUCCCACCCCUAACCCCGAUCCUGCGUUCUCUACGUUAUUUAAUAGACUGGGAAUUUAAUGUUAGGGACUGUAAACCCACCUCUUUUUUUUCUAAGAGUCACUGUGCCCUCUGAGGUUAGGUAGUACAUGAAAACUGUCUACUUUCAGUGGUAAAGACUGAGCAGGCAACUUAUUUUAUGUUGGGUAUAUAGUAUAACUAAAGAAAGAUGACUUGGCAUGAGCACUUUUGGACCCUUUUUCUCCAUGUGCUCCGGACUAUAGAAAGAGACCUUAAGGUCUACAAAGUGGUCUGAAAUGUUGGUCUUCACUCUUGAGCUGAAAUAAGGUAUCCAGUGUCCAUUUGAAUUAGCCCUGGAAAGACACCAUUCAAAUUACCUGGGAGAAUGUUGUAAACUGUUCGGGUAAUUAUGACUGCAGUGUCUGACUCAGAGAGGCAAGCAUUCACAUAUGUUGCUCUAAUUACUGCAUAAAUUAACAUAAAUGUGCAUAAAUGUAACUGACAUUUAAAAGCCAUUGACAGUGAUGGCUAAAAAAAAUCAGGUACCAUGUUUUAUGUUUUUGAACCAAGUAUUUGACACAUUGCUUUGUCAUAUAUGUAGACUAGGAACCAUAUCCUAAUUUUUAAAAUACUAUGCUGUGGAAAAUUUCCUUGACGGUAUGAGACUUAAUUUUUUUUCAUUUUUAACACUUUUUAUUCUUGUGUUUCUUAUUUGGAUCUUGAAUUGAUAGCAAAGUGAUAAUUUAUACUACUGCCAAACUUCUCUUUCAAACAAUUAUGAGAAAAAAAUAUAUAACUUGUUGUUUCUCUGAGGAAAUGCAUAAUGUGUUCAGAUCAAAUGGACAAAUCCCAGUGCUCAUAACAUAUUCUAAUUUUUAUUGGAAUUUUCCAUGGAAUGUUACUACUACAUUAAAGCCAUGUAAGGUGAAACUUUGAUAAUUUUUUUACUGUUCAAAUUAUGGUAAAUUCCAGUCUAAUAUUAACAUAAUUUUGUACUACUACGUGAAAAAUAGUAAUUUACAUGCAGACAUUUAGAAAAAUAUUGAUUGGAGAGGUUGAAUUCCUUAAGACUUUCAUUUAUAGUCUAAAAGUACUAUACAUAAUUGACUUAUUUUAAAAAUAGUAAACUGAAUUUUUUAUUGUAAACCUAUCAAUGUUGGUCCUUUGUUUGCAGUUUCCCAUUUUUCUUUCCUAUAAAUCAUAUAAAACAUGAAUUAAUCUUUUUAGAUGACCCAAGUCUGUCUCUUGAGAAAUGAAUAAAAUAUAGUACUCUUAUUACCAGUUAUCUUUAGUACCUGAAAUAGGUUUUCUUAUAACCAGAAACAAGUUACGUUGAAGUUAACUUUUCUUUGUCAGAAUUUGGGACAAGAAGAAUCUAAAAAUAUUAAUGCUCGAGGAUUUAGAUUCUCUGAUAAUACUGAGGAUUUAGAUGGAAGAAAUUCAACCAAAAUGUCUCUACUAGAGUAUAAUCUUUUGUGGGAAGAAGAUGAACUUGUUGACCAAGAAUUCUUAUUACUUCUGCAUUUUGUGAUUUUCUUCCAAGCUAGUUUUUAAAUUCUAAAUGUGUUUUGAGGUAUGUGGACAUUAAGUGUAACAUAAACGAUUAUACAACUGUCUUUGUCAGUUUAUAGGCAGGUGAAUUUUCUAAUACCAUUGAAUAGAAAUGAAAAUUCACUGUGACCACUCAAGCAACAUUAGUGACCUUUUAAUGACAAAAGGUUAAAAUAUUCUUCAUGGAUGUGAAUUUUGAAAAUGUAAUUAAUUUAUAAACAGCAUUUGAAAAUGUUGUUUAAAUUUUUCCAGGCAUCUGAAAAAACUCAUUUGCUAAAUAGCAUAAGAUUUCCACAUAACUCUCUGGGAUUCUGAACUUGUUGAAAAUGUUACAUGUUAAAUGAUACAUAUCAUUGAGCCAUUUUUUCAAAAGGGGAGAGGAAAAAAUAUAAGAGAAUCUGACUUUUCUAACUGAAAGCCAAGAAAGGAAAAAAAUCCCUCUCUUUUUAAAAAAGACUGAUGAAGUCUUUUCAGAGAUGCCUGAAUUUUGAGAAUUUCUUCAAUCAUCUAAAUGGUCUAGAGAUUUUUGUUUUCCCUGUUCACAACCAGUUGUAUAACAAAUACUCGAUACUGUUUUCCUCUCUGUGUGUGAGGUAGUGAAUCAUUGAUUAUGUGACUUGUUAUGUAUUCUAUUAAACACUGAAGAAUAAAGCAUUCACUCCUUUAAUUAUU
This is a messenger RNA of Heterocephalus glaber (naked mole-rat), 6013 nucleotides long. It is a transcript of the gene Kctd12, whose product is annotated as potassium channel tetramerization domain containing 12. Gene Ontology annotation, molecular function: protein binding. Gene Ontology annotation, biological process: protein homooligomerization; regulation of G protein-coupled receptor signaling pathway. The record is from RefSeq and is a predicted model, not a curated record. Gene Ontology annotation, cellular component: presynaptic membrane; signaling receptor complex; postsynaptic membrane. NCBI's taxonomy places the organism in Eukaryota, Metazoa, Chordata, Mammalia, Rodentia, Bathyergidae.